AUGUUGGCCAUGCACAGUCAUCAGUCCUCGGUGCAAAAUCCAUCGCCCGUUGUAAACAAGCCUUCUGUUGCUGCUACUUCUGUCACAAGUGGAGCCGGUCCGUUCCGUUGCGCGCCAACAUCGUCGUCGCUUUUUCACUCUCACGUCCAUGCCGCUCAGUCGGGGAGUGCCAUCGAGAGUCCGUCCUCGUCCGACGACAGUCAGUCGCACAGUCUGAACGAUGAUACCUCCGACGAGCUUCUGAACGACUGGCAUCAUCAGGACGAGCACCACCUUUCGUCCGCAAAUGCCUACAGAAUGCGCCGCGAAUCCGACCAAACCUCCCCCUCGUCUGCCACAUCCGCAACCUUUGCUGAUCCCCAAUCUAAUAAUGUUUCCGAUGCGAUCGAUCCCAAUUCGCCUGAUGCGCUCGCUCCAAAGAUUGAGGAGUUAGAUGACGAUGGAGAGGUUUUGAUGGAUCUCAAGCCGGGUGACGACCGUCCCGCCGACGAUGUUUCCAAUGCGAUUGCUAGUCUACCACGAAAGCGAGGUCGGCCACGCAAACACCCCUUGCCCAUGCCCGGUGGUCAGAUGAAGGUUGCCAAGGGUCGCUCAAAGACGGGCUGUAUUACCUGUCGGAGGAGGAAGAAGAAAUGCGACGAGACUAAACCUGCCUGUCUCAACUGUCAGAAAAAUGCCGUUGUUUGCGAAGGUUAUCCUCCGAAAGAAAUCUGGAAAAGCGGGAAACAGAAAAUGGCAGAUGCGGUUCGGCGAACUUCUAUUUCAAUAUUACCACGAGGUCUACCUAUUCUAAUUGAUGGAAUCGAAACGGACGUUGACCGGCGUUUCCUCGAUCAUUUCGUCUUCGAUUUCAGUCGAGUACUCACACUGAUCAACGAUGACUCUAAUCCAUUCAAGGAGAUUCUGCUUCCUAUGGCAACUCAACACAGAGGUUUGAUGCAUUCUUUGAUGUGUUUGUCAGGCUCCCAUCUAUCUGCGCGUGACCCCGAACCACGUUUCAAGGAAAGAAAGCACUACCAUUUCGAUCGAGCCAUCACCGACCUCCGGGAUAGUAUUAAUGCCGCUCCCUUGGCGGAAGAUGCCCAGGAGCCGUCUUUGUUAGUGGAGGAUCCAAUCAUCGCAUCUACGCUGGCAUUAUGCUUGAACACCAUCUGCGAAGGAGAAACCGCUGGAGAAUAUAGAUCUCAUAUGGACGCUGCCCGCUAUCUCUUACUCAAUCAGAAGCCCAAGAACGAAAAGUUUCGACAAUUCAUCAUUGAAUUCUUCCAAUAUCAUGACGUUUCGAACUCGUUGACCUCUCUGGACAGACGGCCAGUACAGCUUACUGGCGACCUCCGGCUCCCGGACUUUGUACCUCAUGCCCAGGCCGGAACAUUUCUCGGCAUUUUUGAUGGCUUGUUUAACUAUAUCUCUGAAAUCACUCGGCUAAGGGAUCGCAUUCGGGUACGCCACAGCGAAGGGUACGAACCAGCUGUGGACUAUCAGAUUCUUAGCGAAGCAGUCACCAUUGAUUCGGCGCUGCGGAUCUGGGAGCCAUCAUAUACUCCCGAAACGCCAAAUUGGUACGCCUCACAAUUGUACCGACAGUCCACAUGGGUAUAUUUGUACCGAACCAUCCGCCCAUCCCGUCCCAGCGAUAAGAUCUCUCAGGUUGUCGACGAUGCCUUGAAAUAUCUGGAUCUGUUGCCUCAGGAUGCAGGUGCGUAUAGUAUCAUGCUCAUGCCGUUGUUCCUCAUAGGAUGCUCUGCAUUCUUGCCCCGUCAACGCGACAGGAUCAAAAAGGGCUUUGAAGCAAUGAAAGAGUAUUCUAGUCUACGGAACAUCGAGCCAGCUCUUAGAGUCGUCGAACGGGUCUGGGAAGUAAUGGAUACGAAGAUGGAGGAAAGCUGGGACUGGGAGAAGAUCAUCGAGGAGAUGCAGAUGGACUUUCUGAUCACUUGA
Talaromyces amestolkiae is the source of this 1941-nucleotide messenger RNA. RefSeq lists its product as uncharacterized. Gene Ontology annotation, molecular function: zinc ion binding; transcription cis-regulatory region binding; DNA-binding transcription factor activity, RNA polymerase II-specific. Gene Ontology annotation, cellular component: nucleus. The coding region runs from base 1 to 1941 and encodes 646 amino acids. The record is from RefSeq and is a predicted model, not a curated record. NCBI's taxonomy places the organism in Eukaryota, Fungi, Ascomycota, Eurotiomycetes, Eurotiales, Trichocomaceae. The transcript has 3 exons. Gene Ontology annotation, biological process: positive regulation of transcription by RNA polymerase II.